AAUCACUUAAAUAAUUUACUCCAAAUUGUUAUCAUCAAAUUAAUAUUUCAAUUGACAACAAUUUAAUCACUUGAUUAAAUCUAUUGAUCAAAACAAAAAACAACAAUGAGUUCAAUCAAUCUAAUCUUUCAAAUUGGUGUUUUAUUAAUUGUUUCAAUGAUUAUUGAUUAUUGUUCAGCUCAAUGGGGAUCAUAUGGAUCAGGUGAUUACGGAGGUUAUGGUAAUGGUGGCUAUGGAGCUGGAGGUUAUGGUGGAUAUGGAUACGGAUAUCAACCCAAUUACGGAUACGGAAAUCGCUAUGGGUCAAUGCCUUAUGGAAGAUCAUCUUAUAAUAAUUACAGAGGAAUGAGGAGAUUCGGAAUGUACGGAAGUUAUGGUUACAAUUAAGCUAAUUGUUGACAAUUAGUUGAUUUUCCAACAGUUUUAAAGGACACUAAUUGUUCAAUGUUGUUAAGUUAAUCAAGAGAGUUAAUUAUUUUUUAAUGAAAAUAAAAUUAAAGUUAAAGUUUAAAA
Messenger RNA from Panonychus citri (citrus red mite), 513 nucleotides. RefSeq names its product keratin-associated protein 19-2-like. The transcript has 3 exons. Bases 106 to 387 code for a protein of 93 amino acids. NCBI's taxonomy places the organism in Eukaryota, Metazoa, Arthropoda, Arachnida, Trombidiformes, Tetranychidae. The record is from RefSeq and is a predicted model, not a curated record.